AUGACCUUCGGGCGCAGCAGGGCGGCCUCGGUGGUGCUGAACGUGGGCGGCGCCCGGUACUCGCUGUCCCGGGAGCUGCUGAAGGACUUCCCGCUGCGCCGCGUGAGCCGGCUGCACGGCUGCCGCUCGGAGCGCGACGUGCUGGAGGUGUGCGACGACUACGACCGCGAGCGCAACGAGUACUUCUUCGACAGGCACUCCGAGGCCUUCGGCUUCAUCCUGCUCUACGUGCGCGGCCACGGCAAGCUGCGCUUUGCGCCUCGGAUGUGUGAGCUCUCCUUCUACAACGAGAUGAUCUACUGGGGCCUGGAGGGCGCGCACUUGGAAUAUUGCUGCCAGCGCCGCCUCGACGACCGCAUGUCCGACACCUACACCUUCUACUCGGCCGACGAGCAGGGCGCCUUGGGUCGCGACGAAGCGCGACCCGGCGGCGCCGAGGCGGCCUCCUCCAGGCGCUGGCUGGAACGCAUGCGGCGGACCUUCGAGGAGCCCACGUCGUCGCUGGCAGCGCAAAUCCUGGCCAGCGUGUCGGUGGUGUUCGUGAUCGUGUCCAUGGUGGUGCUGUGCGCCAGCACGCUGCCGGACUGGCGUGCCGCGGCCGCCGACAACCGCAGCCUGGAUGACCGGAGCAGGUACUCUGCCGGCCCUGGGAGGGAGCCCUCCGGAAUCAUUGAAGCUAUCUGCAUAGGUUGGUUCACUGCAGAGUGCGUCGUGAGGUUCAUCGUCUCCAAAAACAAGUGUGAGUUUGUCAAGAGACCCCUGAACAUCAUUGAUUUACUGGCAAUCACGCCGUAUUACAUCUCCGUGUUAAUGACGGUGUUUACAGGCGAGAACUCUCAACUCCAGAGGGCUGGAGUCACCUUGAGGGUGCUUAGAAUGAUGAGGAUUUUUUGGGUGAUUAAGCUUGCCCGUCACUUCAUUGGUCUUCAGACACUUGGUUUGACUCUCAAACGAUGUUACCGAGAGAUGGUUAUGUUACUUGUCUUCAUUUGCGUUGCCAUGGCAAUCUUUAGUGCACUUUCUCAGCUUCUUGAACAUGGGUUGGACCUGGAAACAUCCAACAAGGACUUCGCCAGCAUCCCUGCUGCCUGCUGGUGGGUGAUUAUCUCUAUGACUACAGUUGGCUAUGGAGAUAUGUAUCCUAUCACAGUGCCUGGAAGAAUUCUUGGAGGAGUUUGUGUUGUCAGUGGGAUUGUUCUAUUGGCAUUACCUAUCACUUUUAUCUACCAUAGCUUUGUACAAUGUUAUCAUGAGCUCAAGUUUAGAUCAGCCAGAUAUAGUAGGAGCCUGUCCGCUGAGUUCCUAAAUUAAUGCAUCGCAAAUCAACUCUUGCCUACACUCCAUUUGAUCAAAAGGGUUGACGCUACUUCAUAUUCAUGCAUUUCUUGCAGAGUGAGCACUGCAGUAGUACUGUCAUCAUCUUGGUAGGGUAAAAAUUAUUCUUCCCAGCUCAAGGGAUAAAACAGUUUAUUUAUCGUGGAGUAAAUAGCAUUGAGACUGCAAAGGAAAAGUAAUAACUCUUAUAGUAAGUUUUAGGACCUUAUUUCCUUUAGACUCAUCUCCCCCUUGCCUUGAACAACUGCACUUCUUUGUUUUCUUAAAGCACAUUAUUUGAAAAUCAAAAGGUACUAUGUUCCAAAUGUUUUCCAACUUACGAAAUUAGAAGAAGCUUAGACCUUAACAGGGUUGUUCUUUUGUUGGAGAGUAACAUGUUCAUUUCUGAAUGCUUUAUCAUCUCUCACAUCAAAGUCGGAAGUAUCCAAAAACAUAUGCCACGUGCAGGAAGUGUUUCACAAAUACUUUUUACAAUUGGCCAGAUUUUCAGCUGGAGAUGGAGCUAGACACAAGCAAGAAUAAUAUUUGAAAAACGUUUCCAGGACACUUCUCAAUUCUCUGAUUAAUUUCUGCUCCCUAAUAUUCACCUGGUGGCACAGCUUCAUGGAAGCCUGAGUGUGUCCUCCCUUUUCUAUUUUAGAUUUCUCUUAUCUCUUCCUGGAAACGACUUAAAAAAGUACUUAGGAACAGAGAGAACUCGUGCUGUUUUGCAUUUUAUUGGCUAAUAUUUGAAUUCAUUGCUGCGAUUGUCCUAACGUUCAGAUGUCCUAACUAGAAUGUUUUCAACAUAAAAAAACGAUGUAGAAAGAAUGUGAUCUUGUUCAGUAUUACCACCCAUAUUUAUGAGUUGUUCUGCUCUUAAUUUUUUUUCCUUCUCAAACACUGUAUGUUUCAUAAGACUUACCAGAUGAAAGAAUGUUUUAUGCCGCCUUUUUAUACAAAGGUUCUACUUAGGUGUCGUCGCUGGAUUAUCAUAAAAAAGGAAAUUAAAUAUUUCCGUACUUUUGGUUGUAGCACAGCUAAGCCAAUUUUAAGCCAGCUGAAAGCAAUGAAUACAUAACUUUUUUGAUCCGAUUUUCAUCAUUGUGAAUCACAGCUACAAUGAAACUUCUUGUAAGGAUACUGACUAAUAUGCUAUAUUAAUUUGGCCAAAUUAAUUUUUUUUAAUAGGCUUAGAUAAUGUAAAAACUGAUCAUUGUUCAGUGCUAAAUUUUAGUAAUAUAAAUUAGAAUUUUACUUUUCCCAUCCGUUGUUGUAGCCGGUGUACAAACACAAAAAAUUAAAGUCAUAGGUUCAUGAAUAAUUUAAAGAUGCGCACUGUAAGAUAUAAAACUGAACAACAACAACAAAAAGAACCAAAAUGGUUUACUUAGUUGGGGAGGUAGGGAAGGGAGGCAGGGAGCCAGAGGCUAGGAUAUGGGGCCUGGGUAUAUUUAUCAAAGAAAGGGUUACCAGAAGUGUUGUUUAAAGGAACAUGAGCCAUCAUCUAGUUCAAACCUCGACUGUCACGGUAGAAAACGAGGGUAAGAGAGAGAUUGUGAAGGAAUUGGGGCUACAACCUGGAACCUGGCCCAGCAGCUUGUUCUUGACACAUCUCUGGGUUUCGGAAAGCCCUGAGAAGCCACACUUCUUUGCCAUGGCCAUUGCUUGGGUAAUUACAAAAUUGUUUCCUUUUCCGUAAUUUCAUUUCCUGAAUCUAUGUGAUAUUCUGGCCAGUAAAGAUUUCACCUCGUCUUCCCUACUGAUGCCCACUAGUAUGCUACUUUUUACAGGCUCAAAAUAAAUUCUCUUAUUUCUGGUUAUUCUUACUGUAUUUUCAUACAAUUGAAAUAAAUAGCAUGGAUUUAUUUUUUCUUAAUUAUUUGAAUUAAGGCUUUGUGAUUGAUGCAAAUAAUAUGCAGAUGGUCACAUCUCCAUAUUACUGAUGAAAAUAUGAUAAACUUUCCAUGUUACUGGCACUGGGAACUCUUCAUGUGAAUAUGUCUUAUCCGUCCAAGUAAAUUAUAACUGCCUUGAGGACUGGGACCCUCUCUCAUGCACACAUCUUCAUAUCCCCUUAGGGUAUGUUAUAGUCUUGGGCACGAACUAUGGGCUGAUUUGAAGAGAAAAGCUUUUAUGUGAAGAGGAAAGGAGAAGCAUACACAUAUAUGCGUACCUGGCUAGCCAUACAUGUGAAUGUACACACAGACUUUGAGGCUGCCCCUUACGUAACAAGUGAAAAAUCUUUUAUUGGUGAUGUCAGCCUUUUUGUAGGCCCGGUUUUCAUAAUGGAGGAUGAUGGGUAUAUGUUAAUGGCAGUUCAGUCUCUCAUUUACUGAGGAUGAUGAUGGGACAUGAUAGCGUAAUUCAUUCAUGAGUUAAAAACACAUAUCAAAACUCUGCCCUCUUGGAUGUUGUCUUUUUUUAGGCGUUUUCUUGUAAUUUUCCCUGAACGUCGCUGCCUUAAAGGAAAAAAUCAGUAACACUCCUUUCUUAUUUGCAUUUUUGGAUAUUUCUCAUAACUCAGUUUCCAUGGCAGAAAUGCUUUCAUUAGGAUCUAUAUUAGUAGCCAUAGGUCAGAUAUUAUCCUAAAUUAGAAUGUCCAAAGAUGGAAGAGGAAACCCAAAUCUUUGUUCGGAUUUUCUAGUCCUGCGCUUACGUGACUUGGUCUUACAUGUAACUUGUUUUUUAUCUUCUAAAAUGGUGUUUUCCAUGAUUAAAGAAAACUAGGGAAUGUAUUUGAAAGUGGACAUACUAUAAUAUUCAAGGUCCUACUUUUUCUUUUAUUGCUGUGUUAUCAUGGUUGAAACAAUUGCAUUCGCUUUGCUCUUGGGUUUAGCAGUUACUUAUAAUCAUACAUUUGUAAAUUUCUUAAAUUCUUAAAAACGUAGAAAUAGAGUCUUUCGCAGUGGCUGUCAGCAAGUCAAAAUACUAUUUCCUCUUUUUAAACUUUUGUUCCUAUAUCUUGUCUAGGUGUCCUGUGAUCUGGGAGGGGUGGACGUGGGGCUAAGAUGAGUGUUGGUUUGGGGAGAAUUUUCUUUGUUACCUUGAUAUUUUCUUAUUAUUGUCAUCUGCCAUCAAGGCAGUUCUGACUCACAACGACCUUAUGUAUAACAGAAUGAAACUUUGCCCGGUCCUGCACCUUCCUUGUGAUCCUUGCUAUGUUUGAGUUCAUUGGGUGGUUAUUGUGUCAAUCUAUCUCAUUGAGGUUCUCCGUGUUUUCGCUGAGCCUCUACUUUACCAAUCUUAUGUCCUUUCCUAGGGUUGUUUUUUCCUGAUAACCUGUCCAAAGUAAACAAGCUGAAGUCUUGCUACCCUUGCUUUUAAGGAGCAUUCUGGCUGUAUUUCUUCUAAGACUGAUUUUGACAUUUUCUAAAAGCGGUUUAUUUUUCCUCUUUUUCUAUAGAAAUGAAAAAUAGAAAGUCAAAAACUCCCUAUAGGACAGAGUAGAACUACCCCAUAGGGUUUCCAAGGAGUGCCUGGUGGAUUCAAACUGCUGACGUUGUACUUAGCAGCCACAGCUCUUAACCACUACGCCACCAGGGUUUCCAGUUUAGUACUAAGCUUCUAUAAUGCCACACUUAACACAGAAUGUUUCCAGAGCCCUCUGGCCCUCUGUAAAUGUGUAUUCACUCAUGGGAUAGAAAGUACAAUCCAAUUAAACAUGGUCUUAGAUAUUUUAUCCACCAGGCAGUCCUUGGAAACCCUAUGGGACAGUUCUACUCUGUCCUAUAUGGUCACUAGGAGUUGGAAACAACUCAGUGGCAACAAGAUUUUUUUUUAGAUGUUUUAUAGGUUGUAGGAAAAUAGAACCAAAGGGGCCCUGGAGAAACUUCGGGUCUACCUUGCCUGAGCCUCUUAUCCCAUUCCUCACACAAAUGUUAGCAAUGGGGGAACUGUGCCCUCAAUGGAUUGAGCUUUAGCUGUGGUCACCCAUAGGGAGGUCAGCUUGUCCUGGUUUCCCUGGAACUUUCCCGGUUUUAGAACUGGAAGUUCCCCAUCCCAGGAAAUCCCGCAGUCUUAGACUUUGAUUCAGUACUCAUUGGACAUGCUUCCUCUUUUUAUUUCGUAACAUCAGAAGGCAUGAAGAAUUUCUUUUAAACAUAUUUUCUUUGGGGCUUUGGAGCCCUUAUAUCUUUAGGUCAAAUAAAAAGCAAACGUUGCUUUUAGAAGCUUUAGAUGUGUCAGGAAGGAGGAUUGGGGACUAGUAUAUAGGGAAUUCAUAUUUUUAAGAGAGUUUUAAAUUGCAAAACUUCACAGCUGUGCACCCAUUCAUAUAUAUCCAAGGAAGUGCAGAUAUUUCAUAGUUCUCAUUGCAUUAUUUAGAAGGGUCAGGCUGAGAAGUGUCGUAGAUGAAUAGGAAGUAACCUGGGUUGACGCUUUAAUGGAAUGCUCUGGAGAAGUUCAAUUUUGGCCAGGGAAGGUCACACACACUUCUCUGUCUAUUCAGCGUGCCCUCAUACGGUGUUGUGCUUCCUGCCUUGCCAGAGUCCAUCUGGACUCAAAGGACUGGGCAUAUCUGCUCUGCCCCUGAAUGAAAGCUCAUCGUUUUCUGCCCCUUUUGCUGUAGAGCCUUCCAUAGAGUUGUGAAGAGUCCUCCACAAGCAUGAUUAUAUUGUUCCAUUCUGUGAUUAACUUGUUUUUCUAUUAACAGUUCUCCCCUUAAGCCUAAACCUUCAGAUUUUUUUCAAUCCUCCCAGACUUUUCCGAUAAACACUUGUACUUUUGAUCAUGGCUGUUGUUGGUAAUUGCCUUUGAGUUGGCAACAGAGUGUAUACGAACGAUGAAAUGUUGUCAUAGGGAUGAAAUGUUACCAGGUCCUGCGUCGUUUUCAGGAUUGUAGACUAAGAUCGUAGACUAAGACUAAGACAGACAAGGAAGAAAGCCCUGAUGAUCUGCUUCUGAAAAUUAGCCAGUGAGCACCCAAUGAAUUGGAGAGUAUUGCCUGAUACAACGCUGGAAGAUAAGCUCCCUAAGUUGGAAGGGCUUUGAUCAUUAGCUGAACGUUGUCAGUUUACUAUUACUUGUUUAGGGAAUUGAAUGCAAUAAUCUACAUUUCUGCUGAUAAUUUAAUAUAAAUCUGUAACUAUAUCAAAGACUCCCACAAUAGCAUUAGUGGGAGUCCUGGAUUUAUAUUUUAAAAGACCAACAAGACUUUACUAAGUAGAGUGAAAACAUAAAUGACUUUUAGUGGGUGAAAGCCAAAGGGAAUAAAUAUUUAACCUUCACCUACCAGGAGGAGUAAGUGACUCUACAUCAUUUCUAUUUGAGGCAAUGUUCUGGUAUAAUGAUUUAUAAAGCAAUAUAUUAAAAAAAAAAAACUUUCCGUAACUUUGUAUUAGGUAGGUUUUUGUUUUUUCUUUCUGGACUUAAGAUAUUUCAAUUGUUUUGAAAUAAUUCUGCCUAUGACAGAGUGGAAACCCUGGUGGAGUAGUGGUUAAGAGCUACAGCUGUUAACCAGUCUGAAUCCACCAUGCACUGCUUGGAAACCCUAUGGGGCAGUUCUGCUCUGUCCUAUAGGGUCUCUGUGAGUCGGAAUCCACUUGAUGGCAACAGGUUUGGUUUGUUUUUUUUUUAAAAAAAAAAAAACAGAGUGGAGGUCAUUUGUAGUGUCUGUUGUUAUAAAGUGUUUUUGUUUUUUUAUUUAUUGUUGUUUUAGAAAGGAAACACACGUGAAGGCAAAUGGUGUUUUUACUAUAUUCAAUGAUUUGAUAAACUUCCAUAUUGCUUUUUAACUGCACGUUGAUUUCACCACACUGAUAGAAUUCCAUGCUUUCUUUCUACAGCAAUACAGAGGGUGGGAGAAUUUGUCUUCCUUAGUGGACAGCAGUGUUUGCAGGUACAAAUUCUGAACUCAGAUACAAGAGAAACAUUUAUUUUUAGCUAUAUGUAUAUAUUAUAUAUAAUUUAAAAAUAAUCAUAACCACCCUUUCAUAUGAAAUACUUGGGAGUAAAAUACAAAAUCAUAAAGUCAGCGUAAGGCUUAGCAUUCGGGUCCAUAUGAAGGCUGUUUAUUUGGAGUUACCAGGACAGAAGUGGAAAGUUUGGAUUUCUUGUUUUGAGAUACACUGCUUAACCUCUUUUUUUUUUUUUUUCAUUUUACUGUAAAAAUAGAUACAACAAAACAUUUGCCAGUACAACCUUUUGUCCAUGUAUAAUUUAGUGAUAUUGAUUACAUUCAUCGUGUUAUACAAUCAUUACCGCUGUCCUUUUCCAAAUUAUUCCACCACCAUUAACAGAAACUCAGUGCCCCCUAAGCAAGGGUUUCCCCCUC
Loxodonta africana (African savanna elephant) is the source of this 7588-nucleotide messenger RNA. It is a transcript of the gene KCNG3, whose product is annotated as potassium voltage-gated channel modifier subfamily G member 3. Gene Ontology annotation, molecular function: protein binding; delayed rectifier potassium channel activity. Bases 1 to 1311 code for a protein of 436 amino acids. The transcript is spliced from 2 exons. Gene Ontology annotation, biological process: potassium ion transmembrane transport; protein homooligomerization. The record is from RefSeq and is a predicted model, not a curated record. Gene Ontology annotation, cellular component: membrane; voltage-gated potassium channel complex. Lineage: Eukaryota; Metazoa; Chordata; Mammalia; Proboscidea; Elephantidae.